AUAGAACCCUUCCAGGGAGUCGACGUGUUCCCUCCAUCGUUCACAAGCCUCUCAGAGAGGGACAGAGAAGCCGAAAGGGGCAGAAGCUGAAGCCCAGUGUCCGCCAUGGCUGCCUUGAGAAGAAGCCUUCUUCGUCUUCACCAGACGCUGAACUUCUCCGUCAGAUUGGCCGAGCCUUCUCUCUCCUCGUCCGGAAGGCUUCCUGUUUCUCUCCGCAGGGUGGCUUUCUCGGCCGAAUCUGGGCAUACCGAUCAUGAUGUCUCCGCCGAUGAACAACGACGACGCCUACACAAUCGAUUGCUAUAUCGAAGCAAGCAGCGAGGGUUUCUUGAACUCGACUUGGUAUUGGGGAAAUGGGUAGAGGAGAACAUCAAGUCUAUGGAUGAUUUACAAAUUAAGGCUCUCGUCGAUGUCCUUGAUCUGGAAAAUCCGGACUUGUGGAAAUGGCUAACUGACCAGGAGAAGCCGCCAGAGGCCAUAAAAGCUAACCCAGUCUUUACUGCUCUUCAAAGCAAGGUUUUGAACAAUUUGAAUGCUCAUUCUUCACCAAAUACUCGUGCAACACCUGGACAGCCAUGGGUUAGGGGGUGGGAUGACAACCGAGGUCGAGAAGGCCCCCAUUAUGGUAAUCAAUGAAAUUGACAAGCUGUGUAUGCAUUACAUAUCUUGUGAUUGUAAUGUAUUUCUUCUUAGCUAGGCAAGGAAUACGUGGGUAAAGACUUGUAUGAUUAAGAAAUAUAGAGAACUUGCACACGCAAUGUUAUACAAAUAAUCGGCCUGCGCAGCUGCAUGUCAAUGUGAAGUUUCAGAACUUUAACAGUUCCUCUUUUUUAUUUGCAUUGGGUACUUGCCAACGGUGAAGGACGUAAUGUCCACCAUGAAUUGUAUGCUUCUAAUUUCAUGUAUAAGGCCUUCAAGUUGAAUGAGGUUUAUAUCUCACA
Messenger RNA from Nymphaea colorata (pocket water lily), 941 nucleotides. RefSeq names its product succinate dehydrogenase assembly factor 2, mitochondrial. Bases 106 to 636 code for a protein of 176 amino acids. The record is from RefSeq and is a predicted model, not a curated record. Gene Ontology annotation, cellular component: mitochondrion. The transcript is spliced from 5 exons. NCBI's taxonomy places the organism in Eukaryota, Viridiplantae, Streptophyta, Magnoliopsida, Nymphaeales, Nymphaeaceae. Gene Ontology annotation, biological process: protein-FAD linkage; mitochondrial respiratory chain complex II assembly; tricarboxylic acid cycle.